AUGGGUCCUAAACUUGGUGCUGCCCAAGGAACGAGUAACCCCUCUUCAGACCAGUCCACACGGUCGUAUUCGAACGUUAGGUUUGUAACCGGUUCUUCGUCCAGGCGUUCGGCGCCAUCGACUGAAGCACAGGCAUCUACUCAGCGUGAAGAGCCACCGUUACAGGCUAAAGAACAACCGGCAUCUCUUUUUAGACCUGAGGAUGAUGAUAUCGUGGAAACUCUCAUGGCCAGCUCAAGCUCUCAGUCCAAGACAGCUUCACCCUUCGCAGCUUCGCACUUACCACAAUCCGAAUGGAAGGAUUAUUUCUCUCCCACCCAUGCUGCUUCUAUCAAAAACGAAACUGCUGCUCUGCUGCAUUUCCAGUAUAACCUCGCGCCUUGGAUUGAAGCCGGCGAUUUAGGAUCUGCCUUUGGAACCGAGAUCAUGCUCCUCGCGCAGAGACGACGACCCGUAUCAUCUGCUAUCUCGCUGGCUGCUUCUAGUCAGUUAGCCAAGUCCAGUUCAACAUAUGGGGACUCAACUCUGCUCCAGCAAGAGACGGAGAAUGCUCUUGCCCUUGAAGAGCCACGAGUGAGACGGAUUGGACACGCUCUGAUAGCCGUGGGAGAAGUAUUCAACCUCAGCCCCUCUCAAUGGAGAACGUUAUCUUUCUUCCAGUCGGAUGAAUCUACGAGGAAUACCAAUAACUUUUCGGGAUUUGGAGAGCCGCUUGAAACGUUACUGCGGUUCCAUUCCAGACUUGAUCUCGCAGCGUCACUGUUGACAGAUCAACCGCCGCUUACAACUUUGGGAUUCGCAAUGAAUCAUGAUCCAGCAGACCGCACUCUCCCAUUGUCGACGAAAUCUAUUUACAACGCUUGUUUACUUCAACUCGCUAGCUGUCUCCAACUUCUCAAUGGCAGCAGCGGUAGCAGCGUUGCUUCUCCCUCACCACCCUUCUUCAUGUCAGCAACUCAGGAACCACUGCCAUCAAGCCCAGGCUCGUAUUUCUCAUCAAAAUGGUCUUCUCUAUGGUCAAAUUGCCAGCAGUGGUAUCACAACCGACCAGUCGAAAUGCAGCCAAUCCUGGAAAUCCGCAGCGUUGAGGCAGGCCAAAUCGACGCUGACAACGAGUCAUCAUUCCCAAUACCUGUCUAUACAAGCUCGAUUGCUCUGCAAUGUAACAUUGUGUACCACAUCUCAUCACGUCUUCUUCUGUCGCGCAAACCCCGACUUUUGCGACUAUCUAGUCGCCAGCGCCAUCUCUCAUCGCUGAGCUGGCACGCGCAACAAAUCGCGGGAACAGCAACGCGUAAUGAGUUUGCAGAGCAGUGGGACCCUAUUCUCAUUGCUGGACUGUUGUGGAUCGCCAGGGACAUGACGCAUCCGUCGCAGCAAGAAUCGCUGUUGUCGUGCUUCACUCAGAUAUCAUCCAGCACGGGAAUCAAUCUGGAUGAAGAAAUUCGCACGUUAAAGGAUAGGUGGAAUGUGUCACAUGCAAGGGGCCACCAGCUCUCUGGCUGA
Trichoderma asperellum CBS 433.97 is the source of this 1506-nucleotide messenger RNA. RefSeq lists its product as uncharacterized. Gene Ontology annotation, cellular component: nucleus. Gene Ontology annotation, biological process: positive regulation of transcription by RNA polymerase II. Lineage: Eukaryota; Fungi; Ascomycota; Sordariomycetes; Hypocreales; Hypocreaceae. Gene Ontology annotation, molecular function: transcription cis-regulatory region binding; DNA-binding transcription factor activity, RNA polymerase II-specific; zinc ion binding. The record is from RefSeq and is a predicted model, not a curated record.